AUGAAGUUGCCACACUCUAGUAAACUUAAUCGUGCCACGGGGCAUCGCAUGGCCAUGUUGAGGAACAUGGUAUCUUCUUUAGUUGAGCAUGAUAGAAUUAAAACUACUUUAGCCAAAGCCAAAGAAGCACGAAAAUUAGCUGACAAGAUGGUAACACUGUCAAAGAAGGGUGAUGUUCAAGCGAAACUUCAAGCACGAAGUUUUCUUCGGGCAUUUUAUAAUAAAAUGGGUCACAAGUUAUCACCAUUUUCGAAAAAACUUGGUCACGUGAAUGUUGAAAAUGGCGAUAAUAAUAAUGAGACAAUUCCUAAACUCUUUGGAGAGAUGGCAGAUCGUUAUCGUGAAAGAAACGGAGGUUACACUCGAAUUCACCGAAUAGGCAACCGUGUCUCUGAUAAUGCACCCAUGGCAGUUUUAGAAUACGUUGACGCUCCAGGAGAUUUAAAAUAUGAAAUGUUAAUAAAACAACUUGCAAGAAGAGAACUUGACCCAUCUCUAAAAGUUCCUACCACAUUUAAUGGAGAAGGAAUAUCACCACUGAGAAAGAAACGUGAAUUUAAAAAAUGGAUGGGUAGACUUAAGGCUCAAAGGAAAUUUGAGAAACAAGUGGAAAAAAUGGUGAAAUGUAAAGAAAUGACACCUAGAGAUUUGGAUAGUGCAAUUUUACAAGAAAUUCGUAACCUUAAAAUUGCUGAUGAACGUAAAGAAGAUAUGAGGAUUAAAUAUAAGUUGAGAAUGAAAGGUGGCCAUUUGUCUUACGAAAAUAUGCGUUAA
Messenger RNA from Dentiscutata heterogama, 774 nucleotides. Lineage: Eukaryota; Fungi; Glomeromycota; Glomeromycetes; Diversisporales; Gigasporaceae. The record is from the annotation of a GenBank genome assembly.